Carya illinoinensis is the source of this 715-nucleotide messenger RNA. RefSeq names its product wall-associated receptor kinase-like 10. NCBI's taxonomy places the organism in Eukaryota, Viridiplantae, Streptophyta, Magnoliopsida, Fagales, Juglandaceae. Bases 83 to 715 code for a protein of 210 amino acids. Gene Ontology annotation, molecular function: polysaccharide binding. The record is from RefSeq and is a predicted model, not a curated record. The transcript has a single exon.
CGGGGCCUUGGGUGGGUUUGCAACCUGCUUCACCACACUCCCCCAUUCUUCUUCGUCAUCAUCAUCACAGAGAGAGAGAGAGAUGGCUGCAGUACUACUGCGAUUGGGGUUUCAGAUAAUUCUCUUAUCAUGCUCAGUCUAUGCAUUCGCACAAGCAGCAAAUAUAACCAAAAGUCCAUCAUGUCCAGAAGAAUGUGGGAAUAAUGUUAAAAUUCCGUACCCAUUUGGAAUUGGUGCUGGUUGCUAUAUUUCCAAAUGGUUUGAAAUCGUAUGUAAUGAAAGUGAUACUUUCAACGGUAAACCCAAACCUUUCUUAAGGAUGUUCAAACUGGAGGUGCUAGAGAUUCUAUUACGUUAUGGCCAAGUUCGGGUCAACUAUUCGGCAUUUACGAGUUGUAAUAAUAACGCAAGCACCACAGUCAAAGAAGAGUUAGCAGGAAGUCCUUUUGUCUUCUCCAGCAAUGACAACUCUUUCAUUGCCAUGGGUUGCAACAACUCUGCCGUGAUGUGGUCCGAAGAUGAGAAAGUCUCACCCGGUGCAGUGUGCCGGUCCCCUUGCGAUCACCGAAGAAUAUCAUCAAGAUAUGGAAAAAUUAGUACUUUAUGGGACACUGACUACUGCAUGACAUCAAUCCCCACAGAUGUCCAUUCAUUCACUUCAAAAAUAGAGCCAAAAGAUCAUUCCUUGGAGAAUGCAGGUAUGCAUUCUUGGUAG